Molecule: messenger RNA, 270 nt
Organism: Chondrus crispus (carragheen)
Lineage: Eukaryota; Rhodophyta; Florideophyceae; Gigartinales; Gigartinaceae
Exons: 1
Coding region: 1-270 (89 amino acids)
Source: RefSeq, a predicted model, not a curated record
AUGAAGGGGGGAAGUUGGCGGAGAGUUGCGGGUGAUAUUCUACACAACGCGCCCCCGCUACCUACUUCGCUACCGGCACUGCCCAGCUCGCCGAUUCUGCUCUGGCUGCCACUGUUGACGCCGCCGCUACAGAUGCUGCCUCCAAUGACAUCCGCUAGCACAGUCUUCCUUCGUUCGUGUAGCCUCUCGCGGCCACGCACCGCCCUCCUCUUGACGACCUGGCCCCGCCUCAAGAGUCGCCACCCGUCCUUACUCCGCCCCAGGAGGUAA